Emericellopsis cladophorae is the source of this 1560-nucleotide messenger RNA. RefSeq lists its product as uncharacterized. The coding region runs from base 1 to 1560 and encodes 519 amino acids. NCBI's taxonomy places the organism in Eukaryota, Fungi, Ascomycota, Sordariomycetes, Hypocreales, Bionectriaceae. The record is from RefSeq and is a predicted model, not a curated record. The transcript has 2 exons.
AUGUUUGGGAACGUAGUCGUUGGGGCUGCAUCCACUGCCAAGGUUGUCAAUGUUCAGGAUGUGCCAAAAGCAACGCCAAUUACCAUUCCGAGAUACCAACCUUUUGCGCAGCAUGAUGGGCUCGUCGACACGCGCAAUUCUCUGCCUUCACUCUUGAGUCACACUGGGCGCUCCGACGCUUCCAUACUUGGCGUCAAAGGCCUGUCUGCCCUUGGCACUAACCUCACUCUGGACGCUACCACAGAUCAGUUGAUUCCCGAUCCCUCCUUUAUCCCAGAUUUCAGCGGCUGGGAUCAGCUCUCGUCUGAAGAGGCACGAACGAGGCAUAAAUCCACACGGUGCCAGAUCAGGAAUGGUAACCUUUCACCAGGUUGCGAGACCUACCAAGAGCGAGUCAAGGAGCUUUCCCACGCCAACGAGGAAGCUUUCCGGACCGUUCGUCGCAUUCCCCCUCCCAAAGGCCAGCAACAUGCUCGUCUAGGUAACGCCUAUGAGUUCUUCAGAUGCCUUGAAAUGUUCACUAGCUUCUGGGACGAUACGUCAAAGUCCCCGGAGCUGCCUCCGUCUCCAGAGGCCACCGAGCCCGUACCAUCCGGAACAGCGGACAGCAGGACAGUUCGGACAGCCGAGGGGACUGCAAUGCCCACAGAUUACCGACAGAAACUGACUACGGCAUUUCUGAAAAUGGUGUGCUACGAUUUCGGGUGCAAUGUCUCGUACGCUCGCACGGAACCGCGAUUGCACGUGUGCACGCCCGAGGGCACCGUAUCACCUCGCAAAUCAUACCUGGUGUCAUCCUGCAGCUUCAUCUUCCAGUCGCCCACGACGCGUGAGGCGUCCCGGGCGGGCCUUGUCUACGGCCCGGUAGCUGCAGUGAGCGCUAGGGUGACGACCAACUUCACUACUCCCAACAUGGAGACAGCUCAAGCGCUAGACUUGUCCAAGGAAAUCUGCGCCGCUCUGAUCACAGCACAACAUCGUGCUCGGGAAGGGAAAGAAGAAGUCCGAUUCGGCGAAGGCCAGUGGUGGACGCAAAAGCCUCGCUGGGGAGGCGGUGCCGGCGGUCCCAUUGGCCGCGAAAUCGAGCGGGAAGCGAAAGAAGAUGCUGCCGGGCCCAGCGAUGCUGAUGGACCGCCUUUGGCCAAGAAUUAUCGCAAAAACAUGCCCAUGUACAACAGCUAUCGCAUGGUGCGCCCUCCAGCCAACACUUGGGACCAGAAGGCGCGCUACGAGGGGAUCGGCAAGGUGCCUGGGUCGACGUUCGAUGAUGUGUUCGUCGUCAGCUGCCUGUUCCACCACAUCUCCAUCCUCCGCGUCCGAGUACCCCUUAGGCUGCUGGAAGUGCUCGAGGGUGCCCCGGAGCAAGACCCUGCGGUCCGGAGCUGGGGCAAUGUUCAGGCUUGGAGAAGCCCGUGGUACGACAUGUUCGAGAUGGAGGGCCGUAUCGAGGCCAUGAAGGCAUUCUGGGCAGUCAUGGCUUACCAGAUGCGAGAAUGCGCCGUCGACCAGGAUGUUGCGAUGAAUGACGCUGAUAUUCCUCAGCCGCGCGAUGAUCGGUAA